Exophiala oligosperma is the source of this 4372-nucleotide messenger RNA. RefSeq lists its product as uncharacterized. Gene Ontology annotation, biological process: phosphatidylinositol-mediated signaling; lipid metabolic process. NCBI's taxonomy places the organism in Eukaryota, Fungi, Ascomycota, Eurotiomycetes, Chaetothyriales, Herpotrichiellaceae. The coding region runs from base 718 to 4053 and encodes 1111 amino acids. The transcript has a single exon. The record is from RefSeq and is a predicted model, not a curated record. Gene Ontology annotation, molecular function: phosphatidylinositol-4,5-bisphosphate phospholipase C activity; calcium ion binding.
CUCGCAUACAUCUGCAUACUACUGCAUCGCGCCAUCCAGUCAUUCCCUGGUCGCUCGAACGUACCAUCCCUCGAAUCGCUCACUUGUGCUGCGCACCACUCCCCGACAACUCAUCUGAAUAUCCUUUCUGAGCGGACAGCUGGAUUGCUUCUGACUCGUCCAUUCCUUUGUCCGAUCAACCCCCCUGCGAACGUCCACCCUCCCCAACCUAUACAAAAUCACACAUAGCCCGCUUCUUCGACUCGAGGCUCUGCAACCGCACCAGGUCGGUCGCCUGUCGUCUGACUGCAUCCCAGUCCAAAGUCUGCCACCGCCUCCCUUUCAGUCCGUCUGCAUCCUCGACUCCGACCCGAGCCUCGAUCUGCAAGGCCAGCGCCUUACGCACCCCGUCAUUUCGAGUCCGCCUAGAGCCCACGCGUUGUACUUCCUCCUCCAGACGGGCCCUCCCUGCAUUGCAGCUGCACCAGCACCGAUCCGAUCCUUUGCGAUAUCAGGCGACGCUCCUGGCCAUAAAACAUGGCCGGUAUCCGAGCCUGAUGGACCGCCCUGGUUCCCUCUCCUCUACACGACCGCUUCUUGUCUUCUCCCUACAAGACCACUAUGAAGUCGUCAAAGGACCAUAUACAGAGCUGGACUCAUUCUGACCAUUCUGACCAUUCUCAAACCUUUUCUUGAUCGUUCUCUACUGUUCUUGGACAGACCCGAGGCCCGUCCACCAUGAUCUCUGCAUCACCAUCGCCUGCUCUCAGGCCCUUGCGGAGCCGGGAAAGCUCCCCUUCGCCUCGUCCGCGCCCAAUGGCUCACAUGUCUGCCUUCCAGCGCGUCAACACCUCCCUACCACACCAGGUGCUGUCGGUGACCCCUGCUUCCGCCAACAGCACCUCUUCUAUCGCCCCGAGUCCCCAUAUCUCUUCUCUUCAGUCAUCCCCGCUGGUCUCUCAAACACACUACCACCACCUAGGGACACCGGGACCUCUUGAGCUCCCCGAGUCCCUAGUCUCUGCUGCUCAUGCCUCGCCUCCGCAGCGAGAUCCGUCUGUGAGCCUCAAGUCAGUGGGUCUCAUGCGCAAGUUGUCCCAGAGCGCAAAGGAUGGCGUUUCCUCCACCCGGCAAAUUCUACGGAGGAAAACGUCGUCGAACCAAAAUCGCCGGGACGAAAGCACCGGACCUAUCGCUCGCCGAAGGAGUGACAGCAAGAAUGCACUGCCUAGUGGUGGCGGUAGCAGCAGCAUUGAGUCACCUUCUUUCGAUACCUUGCCCAUGGAUAUCCAUCCCGGUCUGGGUCUUUUCGACACCAUGAGCAUAUCCAGCGAGCCAGUAACUCUCCUCGAUACCAGCCCAGAAGGCCAGGCCCCCUGCGUGCCUGAACGUCUCGUGGGAGGCUGCCUCUUGACCAAGAUCACCCGGAAUAAAAAGCAGGAGAAAUUAUUCUUCCUCGAUGUCGAGGGUUCGAGGGUCUCUUGGAAAGGAGCAGUCACCAUGAAGGUCUUCCACAUCGACAAUAUAAAGAGCAUCCGAAGUGGUGAAGAAGCUGCCAGCUAUCAACAGGAGCUACGAGGUGAAGCUGUUGACCCAGAGCUCUGCUUCACCAUCAACUAUGCGGCAUCGGAUUCCUCAAAGCAGGUCAAGACCUUGCAUCUUGUUGCUCAUACACCUGCCGACCUCAAGCUGUGGGUCGACACCCUCGAGAGCUUGGCCAAACACCGCGAGGAGCUGAUGACUGUCCGCUCUUCAGAGCGCGAAUCGGUCAUGAGGGCUCACUGGGAGAGCGAGAUGGCAAAACGUCCCGACACUAAGAUUGACGGUCUUGACUUGCCUGCCAUCCGGUCUCUCUGCCGUAAACUACAUAUUCACGCCCCUGAAAAAGAACUGGAACACCAUUUCAACUCCGCGGACAUUGACAAGUCGAGGCGCCUAACGUACGAGCAGUUCAAAGAGUUUCUGAAACGCUUGCGCGAGAGAAGCGACAUCAAGAAGAUCUUCAACGAUCUCAAGGAUGACCACGCCGCCGGCGUAAGCCGGUCGAAGUUCGUUUCGUUUCUUGAAGACGUUCAAGGAAUGAGCCUCAGUGACCUAUCUGAACCAGCUGCCUGGGAACAGAAGAUGAAUGAUCUGGUUGCCUCUUCGUUCCCAAACCGUCCAGACCUUCGUGAGCGAGAUCUCAUUGAUGCCAAUGCCUUUGCUACCUUUCUCAUGUCCAAAGACUGUCAUGUCUACUCGAGGCCUGAGGAAUCAGUACCCAUCUUUGAUCGACCACUGAACGAGUACUUCAUCUCAUCUUCUCACAACACCUAUCUUACAGGCUGGCAAGUCAACGGUACGUCUUCGGCAGAAGCUUACAUCACGGCGCUGCGCCAUGGGUGCCGCUGUGUCGAGAUCGACUGCUGGAACGGCCAAGAUGGUAACCCGAGAGUUACACACGGUCGAACUCGCACGACCUCGGUGCUUUUCUCUGACUGCAUCAAUGCUAUUCAGAGAUGUGCUUUUGACGUUACCCCCUACCCGGUCAUCAUCUCGCUUGAGGUCCACUGUGAUAGUGAGCAGCAGGCUAAGAUGGUCGAUAUUAUGAGCUCCGUCUUCGGCGACCGGUUACUUGCUCAUCCAUUGCCCGGAUUUGCGGCGAAACUGCCAUCGCCUGAGCAACUGAAAUACAAAUUCUUGAUCAAGGUCAAAUCUACCGAGCUACACGCUGAUCUCGAAGCUUCGCGUCGGUCUGCAACUCUCAGCCGCACUCGAAGUGCCAGCUCGCCUAACCGCCAUGGCCCUACUAAUGGCUUUGUUCCGGGUCUGUCAACAGUGUCAAGUCCUUCUAUGAUAACGCCACCAGAAACCAUUUACUCCCCGACUGAUCGAUCAGUAACGGCGACUAGUGCGAGCAGCGCUGACGAAGAAAGUGAUGUCGCUCUUACAUCUUCCUCGCUCGCAGCAGACAAUGCCAAACGCACUCCCAAGUCGAGCAAGGUUGGUCCACUCCUGUCCGCCCUUGGUGUAUAUAUGAAAGGCUAUACCCUCCGUGAGGCUCGAGAUCUCGGUUUCCAACAGUACAACCACAUUUUCUCACUAAGCGAAAAUCGUGCCAUGGAACUCUGCCAUGCUCCAGAAGACAAAGCCAGGUUCGAGGACCACAAUCUGGAGUACUUGUGCCGUGUUUAUCCCAAGAACCUUCGCUUUCAAUCAUCGAACUUUGAUCCCAACACAUUCUGGCGAAGAGGUGUGCAAAUGGUUGCCCUUAAUUGGCAAACGUUCGACGCGCAUAUGCAAAUGAACCAAGCCAUGUUCGCCGCUGGAACGGAUGCCUAUGGCUAUGUGCUCAAACCAGAAUACCUUCGCAAACCUCGGACAAAGCAUGGCGACUUUGAACAUCGUGUCAAACUCCCACGGUACAAGAUGAAAUUCUCGGUUCAGAUUGUAUCAGCUCAGCAGCUACCUCGACCGCCAAACAUGAGCAGAGAAACUCCCUUGAACCCCUUCAUCGAGGUACAGAUGUUCAGCGCCGAAGACAGAGCUCGUGGGAUUGCCAAUGGCACUGGUGGCAAAGAGACCUACUCGAACGGCUACCAUGGAAUUGGUUCGCCAUACCGUCGUCAGACACAAAUCUGUUUUGGAAAUGGUUUCAAUCCCCAAUUUGGCGAUAGCAUCGAACUGUCCCUGGAAACCAAGUACCCCGAACUCGUGUUUGUUCGCUUCAUCGUCUAUAAUUCCGACGAUGGCAGGCACAAUGGCAAGGGCAUCAGACAGCUCGCCGCCUUUACAGCCAAACUCGACAGCAUUCAAAAGGGUUACAGACACUUGCCUCUGUACAAUGGCCACGGCGAGGAGUUCAUCUUCUCCACGUUGUUCUGCAAGGUGGUCAAACAAGAAUCCAAGCUCAUGCCGUGGUCGCUCCAAGAUGUGAGCGAACGACCACCCAGGGCCAAUGUCUUCCGAGGCAUACUCUCUCGAGGCCUCUCUGGGGACCGUGGCAGAUCCCGAGCUUCCAGUAUCGAGGAUCAACGUACCUCCCGUCAAGCCAAGCUGAACCGGGAGAUUGAAGAAACCGUCGCUAGACGAUGAGAUUGCAUACGCACUAAUGCACCGGCAUUAAUUGUAUCAACGCAGGGCGCGGGAAUUUGAUAUUCGAAAGAGAUACCCAAAAGCAUAUAUGACCGUGACGACAUUGAUUAGAUUCACCCCGUCUGGCAACGGACAUGAUUUCUUGUGUUAACAGUCUUUAUUUUUUGUAUUUGGAGGUCAAAGGAGCUGGACGGGUGUUGAUUACUGUUACCUUAUCCUACCACCUAUUUUCUAUGUACCAUAUCUAUAUAGACCUUGAGGGCUAUUUCUUUCUCUCUGUUGGAAUAUGAUGUUCAUUUUGUCACAAUUUAUUUCUUUG